AUGAAGUCAGCCCUGCUCUACCUCCUGGCACCUCUCUUGGCCCUUGCCGCCCCGGCGGCCGAGCUCGAGGAUCGUCAGGCCGCCACCAGCAUCGACGCGCUUUUCAAGGCCAAGGGGAAGCUCUACUAUGGCGUCGCGACGGACCAGAACCGCCUGUCGACUGGCAAGUCAGCCGCCGUGAUCCAGCAGAACUUUGGUCAGGUCACGCCGGAGAAUAGCAUGAAGUGGGACGCGACCGAGUCUUCCAACGGGAAUUUCAACUUCGGUACCGCGGACUACCUCGUCAACUGGGCAACUCAGAACAACAAGACCAUCCGUGGCCACACUCUGUGCUGGCACUCGCAACUCCCGAGCUGGGUCAGCAACAUCCGCGACAAGGCGCAGCUGACGUCGGUCCUGGAGAGGCACAUCACGACGGUCAUGACGAGGUACAAGGGCAAGAUCAGGGCUUGGGACGUCUGCAACGAGAUCUUCAACGAGGACGGCUCGCUUCGCUCGUCCGUGUUCUCCCAGGUCCUGGGCGAGGACUUCGUCUCCAUUGCUUUCAAGGCUGCUCGCGCAGCUGACCCGAGUGCUGUGCUCUACCUGAACGAUUACAAUCUUGAUUCUGCGAACUACGCCAAGGUCACCAAUGGUAUGGUCGCGCACGUCAAGAAGUGGCUUGCAGCCGGAAUUCCCAUCGACGGCAUUGGCUCUCAGGGACACCUCUCAGGUGGCGGAGGCGCCGCAUUUGGCGGCGCUCUGAAGGCACUCGCUGCUACUGGUGUAAAAGAGGUCGCCGUCACAGAACUCGAUAUACAGGGUGCGCCCGCGAACGAUUACAAGCAGGUCACUCAAGCCUGUCUUGAUGUGUCAACCUGUGUGGGCAUCACCGUCUGGGGAGUUCGUGAUGCAGACUCCUGGAGGGCUUCCACGAAUCCUCUGUUAUUUGACAACAAUUUUGCUCCGAAGGCAGCGUACAAUGCUGUUGCAGAUCUCCUCAAAUAG
This is a messenger RNA of Diaporthe citri, 987 nucleotides long. RefSeq lists its product as uncharacterized. Gene Ontology annotation, molecular function: hydrolase activity, hydrolyzing O-glycosyl compounds. Gene Ontology annotation, biological process: carbohydrate metabolic process. The coding region runs from base 1 to 987 and encodes 328 amino acids. NCBI's taxonomy places the organism in Eukaryota, Fungi, Ascomycota, Sordariomycetes, Diaporthales, Diaporthaceae. The record is from RefSeq and is a predicted model, not a curated record. The transcript is spliced from 5 exons.